AUGAAUAAACAUAAAAAAACUGAGCUCAGUGCUUUAGCAGCCCAAAAAAAGAUAACCGACCAAAUAGCUAAUGAUGUACGUUGUAUUGAUAUGUGCAAAAUGGGUCAAAAUGCGUUAAAUAUAUCAUUGUAUAGGCGUAUGCAUUUGGAGUCAGAGGAGGAAGAAAUGUUUACAAAUAUACAAAAAGCAAAAGAAGCUCAGGCCAGACAAAUUGCUGAGUUAGAACAAGAACAAAAACUUGCUCAAGUGAUGGCAGAUUUAAAACGCCGGGAGAUAGUCGAAAUAAAAACCAAUCAAUUACUUCAAAACAAUUCAUACGAACUUCGACAUACCGAGAAGCAAUUACGAACGGCUUAUGCAAAAAAAGAUUUAUUAAGUCAAAUCAAAGAAAAAGAGGCUUUAAUAAAAGAAGAGAAGGUAAGAAUAUAUAAUGAUGAUCUAAAAAUAAUAGAAACUAGAAAUUACGAAAAUGAAGAGGAAAUAGAACUACAAACCCGACAAAAUAAACUCAAGUUAGAUUAUAAAAAAGCAAUCAUAGAGCAAAUACAGGAAAACGCCGCAGAAAAACAACGAAUGUCAUCAUUAAAGAAUCAACCUUUUACUUUCUAUGAAGCAACUGGAAAUAGUGGAGUAAAAAAAUGUAAUGUUAAAACUAAUUGUUCUCAAAAACAACUGGAAGUAUUUGAAAAAAUGGAAAAUGAGUUAAAGGAAAUUGAACGCAAUGAAGCUGAUAAUAGUAAUAAAUGUAUAAAGGAAUAUUUCAUAAAAAUUUCUAAACGAGAUAAGCAACAGGAAGAAUUUAAAAACCAGAAGAAAGCAAAAAAUGAAAGAAUCUAUAAAUGCUUAGUUGAUAAUUUAACAUCCUUAACGUCAAAUACAAUGAAAAACAAAGAAAUGCAAAUCAAUCUAGUAAACGAACAACAGCGAAAUGCUGCUUGGUUGGCAGAGAAAAAGGAAAAAGAAUUAAAAAAUGUACAACGGGACAUCAUGCUGCAACAAAAUGAAAUGCAAUUAAACAUUAAAAAAGAAGAGGAAAAAGCAGAAAAAGAAAAGGAUAAUGUUCUUGUCAAAACAUUAUUGCAAAAUUUUCAAAAGUUUAAUGAGAUAGAGGAAAAAAAAAAAGUUGAGCGACGACAAAAGAUGCUCAAUUAUGGAAAAGAGUUAAGAAUGUCGAUUGACCUGAAAACCGAUUUGAGGCAAAAGCAGAAAAAUGUUGUAAUGAACGAAUUUUCGGAGGCUAAUAAAUUGGAAGAGCAAAGAAUGGCUAAAAUGAAAAAGGAACAAACAACUAUUGUAAAACAACAUAUGGAAAAUCUCGAAGGAUUUUUCCCACCAACGGCAAGAGAUCAAUAUAAUGUGAAAUAA
Molecule: messenger RNA, 1365 nt
Organism: Melanaphis sacchari
Lineage: Eukaryota; Metazoa; Arthropoda; Insecta; Hemiptera; Aphididae
Product: meiosis-specific nuclear structural protein 1-like
Exons: 7
Coding region: 1-1365 (454 amino acids)
Source: RefSeq, a predicted model, not a curated record